AAAGCAAGUCGACCUGUGUUACUUUUGAAUCGCGGGGUAUCUCCGGGUAUUCAACUACUUCGCAGAGCGAAACAAUCAAGAACAGUAUAAAAACUAGUAUGCAAACGUCCCUUCCCUCUGGAUUCCCCUUUCAGCGUGAAAGAGACUAUAGACGGCCUAGACAGCGCGAAUGCGAAAAAGAUCCAUCUCUCCGGCACUCGCAGACCGGAGUGCCCGACAGUCGCUUGCCCGACCGGCGUUACAUCUAGACGAGUGCCCACGCGAUCGAUGGGACGUAUGUACAAGCGGAGCAAGGUGAAUGUACAAACGGAGCAAGAUAGCUCGCCGCGCAUGGUCCGUAGGUAGGCAGGCAGGUAGAAUUCGUGUCAUCUCGGCCGUGAGGAUCAGAGCUCAGUUCGAAUGGCAAACCAUGGAGCUGAAACCGUGAAAAUGGCCGUCUGACGACGAUGUCAAGGACCAAGGAUCCUCGCGUGCGAUCGACAUCGCGUUCUUGGAAGAAGUACUCGCCGCGAGUGGACAUUGACACACGCGAGCUUUCAGACUGAUAUGACUGUCAAAGUGGUUUAGAAGCAAUCAUUCAGGAUCGUCCUGCGAAUAUAUAUACACGACGACUCUCCAAGUGUUACUCCCGAGGGAAAUAAAAAAAUAUACGUUUGUUGUUUACAAUAUUCGUUAGAUAAUGACAAAGUUUACGUACCGUGUGUGUUUAUAAAAUUAUACUAAAUUUUAAUAAGAGAAUUUCUCAAUUAAUAUCGAAGUAAUAAGGAUAUGUGCGUAUUAUCCUUCUUUACAUAUUAUUUCAAGAAAAGAUUGCUUUGUGUGAAACCUGUAUUAUUUGACGUCAUCAAUAAUCCCCUAUCGCUCUUGCUUAACGUAAACAAAAUACCGGAUGGCAGCGAGCUAUUUAAAAGGGAUUACGCAGGGAUUUGAAAGCUGUAUGAAAACUUUAAUUCAUCGAAAAUAUUUAUUGCCUCAAAUAUCGAGUAAAAUCAACAUUCUUAUGUUUGUCAGAGUGUAUUAAAGUCCAUUCGCUUUGGGAAGUGGAAGGCGCUUUAACGCGCCGACGAACGUAACGGAGAAUCCUGGCGCGGCGGAGAGGUCCGUUACUUCCGAGGAGGAGGUUUUCCGGAGUGAGCAUAGUGGAAGUUAAUUUAGUGUAAACUGAACAAGUAUAUCUGUCGGGGAAACUCGCCAUAUAUGGAAAAGAGACGACAGAAAAGUAGAAUAUCGAUAUCGAUGUAAGAAAGUGAAGAGAAAUUUCGAUGGUGCGCGAGAGAUCCACGCAAGAAUAUCAUCGAUUUCUUUGCUGCAAUAAAUUUUGUCAAGGAGAAAUUACGAAGUUUGGCUUCGUAGACAUAUCUGUCAAGGAAUUGACAUGGAAUGGCUGUAAUUAUAAAAUUACGAGAAUGUUAAAAAAGAAACACCAAGAAUUUUCUAAAACAAAUCAAUCUAAUAUUAAAGUGCACAAUUUAACGGAUUAAAACGCUGCAAAAAUCUUGACGACAUUAUAUCGCACAAAGAAGAACCAGCUGAAACGGGAAACCGGAAACCAAAACCAAUUGAUCAAUCGGUGGGAAUGUCCGGAUGGGAGUACCCGAGUCGCCGAGUAUAGCGAUAAUUUCUUUAGGGCCACACCUUCUGACAGAAAAAAAACGUAUGAUGGACCAUCGCAGGAUUGACAGAUAUGGCACCAGGGAGAUGCGCCAUUCGAGAAGCGAGGAUCUUUUGGGCGCGAUCUCCAGGUCUCCAAGUCCGAACAUCGAUUUACCCACCGCCACAUCCGAGGAUGACCUGAUCGCGGCUAGCGGUCUCCGGGACUCGAAUAUCUACGAUGAGGCUGGCGUUAGCGUCGGCGUCGCGGGACCCUCGCGACGUAUCCUCCCUUCGCCGUCCAGAGUAGUGGGGUUGCCCGUCGACCCGGAGGACUCCAUUCGCGACAUUGUUACCGAGAAUGAUCUAUAUAGAUACGUCCUGUUUAAACGGCAUUAUGACAAGUACGUGGAUCUCGCCGAAAAGUAUAAGGAGGCAAAGAAUAUUACUUAUUACCUGGAGGAACGCUAUCAUGAGAUCAAGGCUGAGCGAGAUAGGCUGGAGGAGACUCGUAGGAACCUGGAAAGACGACUGGAAGGUUGCGAGACGGAACUUCGUGGCAAGGAAGACGAGCUUUUUCUACAAUUGGAGAGAAGUCUCCGAUUGGAAGAGGAGAUCGAACGCGCGAAAGCCGAGAAGGAUAGCUAUGUGGCGGCGCAAAAUCGACUGGAGCAACAACGAGAGUCAGCCUUUCGUCGUUUGCAGAUGCAGCUCGAGGAAAACGAGAUCACAAGGCGGGAUCUCGACAAAGCGCGCCAAGACGUCAUCCGACAGGCCACUAUCAUUCGCGCCGAAAGAGAUACUUUGGAGAGAGAGAAUGAAAUGUUGCGACAGAGACUCAGGGUGGAACAGCACGAAUUAGGAGCCGAACGACGCCGUCGAGAAGAAGGCGUUGCAGCACUAACAAGGGAGACUAUCGCACUGAAGCACGCUACGCGCCACUUGAGCGCGGCGACGUUUCACGCAACAUCCUGCCGGAAUCGUCGCCGAUGCUCCAUUUGCAUAUAUGCCAGACGCACCUUCGCCAACGUCAAUAAUUAUCGCGACAAUGGAAAUCUCUUGCAGUGCCUUCAAGCGCCCUUACAAGAUCUUCGUAGUUGGUUACGACCCAACGCGAUCCAGUCAUCGUCCCGAGUUCCACGAAUCGAGUCGUCCAUGGCCGAUCGCGAAAUCUGUUACAUCGACGACUCCAGCGUCGACAGCAGUAGUAACGGUAGCACCAACAGCCGCAGUUGCAGUAGUAGCACCAGCAGCAGCAAUAGUGCUUACGAUGACGAAGCUUAUCCGAAUACUCCGAUAGCCGAACCCUCUCUCUCUUCGGCCACUUCCAGUGUCCCGCACACAGUCAGAGCCUUCUCCUCGGAUUCAGGGUUCUCUUCGGAGAUGGGGGAUCGCAGAUCGCGAUGCUUUGACAAUGCUGGCAAUAACAUUAGCAGCGGCAAGAGCAGAAACAUGAGCGAGUCGCUAGACAGCAACGAAGUCGAUGAUCAGGGCGCGGCUGGAAGAGACGGAUUCACUCGUUCAAGAUGGACUUCCUCUUUCCGCAGAUUGCUCGGACGAAAGUCGAAAAAUAAGCUCGAUCGUUCCUUGGAUAUAAGUAAGACUGAUGAAUCACGAUGAAUUUGUAUUUAUAUUAUAUCGAGACAAGAACUCAUUGCAAAUACAUCCUCCCGACCAUCCUCUUUCAUAUGGCGAGAUCUGCAAAAAAUGAGAUUUAUUCGAAAUGAAAUAAAUCUUUCACGGACAAAUUUUAUCAAAUUUUAUCGGAGGAUGUCAAGACUAUCGAGAUUUGCAUAUUUAUUAUUUUGAAAGAAUUGAAAAUAUGAAAAUUUAGAGAUUUGUAGAAGUUCUUGUAGUUUUUGAGAAAGUAAUCAUAAUUGACCCACAUUUCGAGAAAACCUGCCACUUUCGAAAAUGUAAUCACAAUCUUAUCUCUUCCAAAAUUUAAUUAUUAAUUGAAUUGUGUGUGUGAUACUAACUCGAAAAAUAAUGCACAGAUAUCUUGUAAAAUAUUAGAAAAGACGCUGUGAUUUUUUUCAAAGCUUAUUAACUUCUUUUUCUCUCUCCAUAAUAAUGCUUAUAUUGUAACUGAAUUUUUUGAAGAAAAAAUAUCACAUAUCCUACCUCCCAGAAUAUAAAAAUCCUAAAUGCAGAUUCCGAGAUUCUUUUUCCUUCAUUGUAGGAAUUGAAUUUCGAAUAAGUUAGAUAAUUACAAUUACGGAUAUAUAAGAAAAAGGAGUUGAAUUAUUAGAAAUAAUCGCGAUCGCGAUCAAACUUUAUAUAUACUUAUUCGCAAAUUGUAUACAUGGGUUUUAAAGGUUUCGAAUAGUAAAAGUGAUAUCUAUAUAUAAUAUUGGAAUAUUCGAUAUUCUCGCGCGCGAAUUGGAUUUUCUAAUAAUAGGAAAGUGUUAUUGUUUGCAUUCUGAAAAAAAAUCUUGUUUGUAUUGUUACGUUUUACUGUUGUUGUGCGAUGUAUUUACUGUGUUGUUGGCGAUUGUUGUCGCAUUCACCAAAGAGUACAGUGGUUUAUGAGCACAAAGAUUAAUCGCCAUUGUAUCAGAAGCUUCAAAUUUGCGACAAUUUCUUAUAAUUUGUCAAUAUUUUUAUCGUUUUUUGACAAGAAAGCUAGUUUCUCGUGCAAUUUUAAGUACGUGCGUGAUGAAAGCGGCUGGACCAAAUUGCUGACACGUCACAAUCUUGUUACGAUAAUGUUAUUUAAAAAACGAAUAUUAUGAAUGCAAAUAAAAAUAUGUAUACGAUGAAAAACAGAUUCUUUGAUAUUUCUUAAAUAUAUCCUUCCUAUUAAAAAGUCUUAAGUAUUAGCAUUAAAUGUUUAUAGUUUAUAGUCUUAAGUAUUAGCAUUAAAUGUUUAUAGGAUGUUUAAAUGUUAAUAAAUACUAAAAAUUAACAAAAGCGAUGGAAUUGAUUGUAAUCUAUCCGAGGAAAUGUAAUCAGAAUUAUAUUAAAUGAAAUAAAUAAAAACAA
Formica exsecta is the source of this 4575-nucleotide messenger RNA. RefSeq lists its product as uncharacterized. Lineage: Eukaryota; Metazoa; Arthropoda; Insecta; Hymenoptera; Formicidae. The transcript has 7 exons. The record is from RefSeq and is a predicted model, not a curated record. The coding region runs from base 1585 to 3210 and encodes 541 amino acids.